Neodiprion fabricii is the source of this 1287-nucleotide messenger RNA. RefSeq lists its product as uncharacterized. Gene Ontology annotation, biological process: regulation of DNA-templated transcription. The record is from RefSeq and is a predicted model, not a curated record. Gene Ontology annotation, cellular component: nucleus. Bases 1 to 1281 code for a protein of 426 amino acids. Lineage: Eukaryota; Metazoa; Arthropoda; Insecta; Hymenoptera; Diprionidae. The transcript has a single exon.
AUGACCAUGGAAGAUCGCUCCGGAGGGAUGGAGCGCGCUGCACCCGCAACGGUGAACAACGUGACAUCCUCCUCACCCUCCGACGCCUCGUACCCUCUCCAGCGUUCGGUGAAGCGUUCAUUCGACGUCGCGUUUCUGGUAGCACCAGACGAGAAUCUGGCCCGUCGUCAGAGCGAGAAACUGCGUCUGGUAUCAACGGAGAGCCUGACGGAGAAGAGGAACCAGCGACUUCCGGAGGUCAAUGUGACGACGGACCACGAGGCCGACAAGAUGCCGCAGAACCUGACGAUCAAGCACUACGACCACGAGAGGAAGAUCCUCGACAGUCCGAUCAGUCCACCCUACGUAUCGCCGCGGCUGCAAAUGACAAGUCCGCCGAAAGUGUCACCCGACAACGAGCCGACGCGAAGGUAUAGCCUCCCCCAGCUUCACAAGACUCCGAGUCCACCGAUAUUCCUGAACCAGACCAGCUUGAACAAGAGUCUGGACUCGGCAGAGCUCGUCGUCGCCAAGGGCUACGAUCCAGUUCCAUCCCCGGACAAGAACGAGUCCAGGAGUGCUUUUACAAAAGUGGCAUUCACCGGGCAAAAGAACGGCUUUGACAGCAGCCAAGUCUCGCCAAGGUCUUCCGUUUCCCCGGACCAGCUGAGCUAUCAGAGCAGCAUCAGUCCGCCGGUAAAUCUGUCCAAUCCUCCGUCGUACAAGUACGCUUCGUUUCCCGGUAAGGUGGCGUAUCCCUUUCUGAUGAACCACGAAGCCCAGCAGAACAGCAUCCUGGAGAACCUGAAGAUGCCACAGAUAUCUCAACCGCCGAAGGAUUUCUCGAACCAGAUACCGAGCCCCAAGGUGGCCGGUUUCAGGGCGGAACUCUCCCCCGUGUAUCCGAACCUCCCUUACAAUCCGAUCUCCGUGUUUCCGCCUAUGGCCGAAGCCUUGGCCAGGCCACGAUUCCUCGCGACCGCCGGGGUCACUGGGCUACUUCCGCCGUCGUUUGCCGCGCUGACUUUGCCCGCUCAGAACGUAUGCGCCAAGUGCAAUCUGUCAUUCAGGAUGACGUCAGACCUCGUCUACCACAUGCGGUCCCAUCACAAAAGCGAAAACGCCGGUGAAGCUGCGAGGCGGCGCCGGGAGGAGAAACUCCGAUGUCCCGUCUGCGAUGAAAGCUUCAGGGAACGGCAUCAUCUCACCAGACACAUGACCGCCCACCAGGACAAGGAGAGCGACGCGAUCGUCGAUCAGGUCGAGAUCAAGAGGCGUGCAACCGCUGUGCAAGGCAAAUGACAUCGC